Molecule: messenger RNA, 3096 nt
Organism: Acanthaster planci (crown-of-thorns starfish)
Lineage: Eukaryota; Metazoa; Echinodermata; Asteroidea; Valvatida; Acanthasteridae
Source: RefSeq, a predicted model, not a curated record
UACGCUUAUAUUUCUCUUGGGUAGUCCAGAAAUCAUACGCGAUCGUUGACGCCUCUUGUUAACAAAAAAUGGCGUCUACACUCAUUUAAUUUUCACACAGUCAAAUUUAUGUAUAUGUAGCGUUUGAUGACAUUUGUGUGGCAUACCAGGAAAUUGGAGAAAGGAAAUAUCAUCAAGAGAGACGGAAACAGGAAAAGCCACAAUGACGACUUGCGUGGAGACUGUACAAUGUUGUUCAGUUGACCACCAUUAAUAAACCACUCAACACUUCGUGCAUAAACACACCUGUCAUUCAAUGUGCAGUCGACUCGAAGUCAAUAGACUGCUAUGUAAGUUGUCUCCCCCCCCCGGGAAGUUAUCUCUCUGUUGCCAACGUUACCGAUGAAGAUGCAAGCGCCCCGGACAGAGUGUGGAAGCUACCGUGCUUAAAGCUCUGUGGUUUGAGAGCGAUGGUAAUGCAGUCUUUGAGAUAUUUCAGUGACAUUGCAAUACUACAAGUAGAAGUGGACGGUUGCCAUUAUAGUGUUCGAGUUUAAUUGCUGUCUUUUGGUAAUGUGACGCCCCCACGUUGGAGCUGUGACAUUUAACUUGAUAUGUUAUCACUACCAACCCUGCCUACAUUUGUAAAUUAACAGCCUCGAUAAGGAGCAGCUCGCUUCGCAGUGUGGCAAUUGAAAGUAAUUACUGUCCAAAGAACACGCUUCGAUCGGAUUCCUGAUGGUCAUUUUUGAUUGCCUCAAUUUCUGAUCAUCAAAUGCCGGCAUUGUCUGUUGCUGAGAGACCUUUUCGUUACCCGUUCGAGGCACGGCUUCUAGACGACGCUGAAAAGCAUGCUUACGAUAUUACGUUUUUACAUAAAUAGUGCAUGACGGCGGCUGUCGCGUCCCAGCACUGCAGCCGCUGAUUAAGCCCGACCGUGCGUAAGUUGCGUUUUGCCCGCUCCGUAGCCCGCGGCACGUGGUGGCCCGCGUCUCCAGAAGUGUUGUUUUGUUGGGUGCACCGGGCUACAUUUUAUUACAUGGGCUGCAGAUGUCUAUUGAGCGGUGUCGUUCUGUUGCUUCGGUCGUCCGGACCUCUCGCUCGAUGCACCGGCGGGGGGGAAUUUGGCGAGGAUAAGGUGACAUCAAACGUAGAUUCUGUGAUGACUACGGUGAAGAUGCGUUCUGAUGAUAGUCGUCUUUAUAUGAGAUGGAUCAGUCGCGCGGAGCCGACAGGUGUAAUGGCCGUCAACAGAGAGCUAAACGCAGCCAGCUUCGAGAAAUCCUGGAUGAUUUAGAUCGUCAGGACCGGGCCUUGCUACGGGUGUCUCACGACUUGCUGGACGCCAUCGCCGCGCUGAAGGAAGCCCACGAGUUGUCGGUCAAGCACAGCCGGUCAGGGUCGUGGACGAGCUCCAUGGUGCGCGGCGAGUCGGCGGGAAACGCCGGCACGGGGUCGACAGGGGCGACACCCGAAGUAGGCAGCGCCGAAGUUUGGACUUGCUCAACGGAAACAAGCAGUUGAGAGAGAUAUUCUGGACAGUUUUGAAAAAGGCUUACUUUUCUCGGGACGCCUUUGGACACACUCGUAGUAUACCAUGCAUUUAAGCUAAUCCAAAAAUUUACCUUCAUGAUCACUGUUAAAAAAUAGUAUUACAGUGUUCGUACCUUUUUCCCAGUACAAAAACCUGGCCUGACUUUGACCUGCCGAAGUGAGUUGGACCAGGAACCCCGGCUUCUGUUUGGCCUGAUACUUUCCGGCAUUAACGAGUGGCACCCGUACCGAGGGUAUUUUCUGGGAUGUCUUUGAUCAUGCGUCAUACCGGCUGACCCCCUUUCUGGUUCGGCAGGUGGGUCAUGGCACGCACACCAUUGGUUCCUGUAAGUCUUUGCCAAAUGGGCUGACCUGGAAUACCGGGUUCCAGCCAGUUGAUCUACUCAGCUAGACGAAACUGUCCGUAACACGGGUUUUGGGCCGACAAAUAGUUCUGAAAGGUGCGGUGCAGACGGUGUCAGAUGGGGAAACUUUCAGGCUAUGUCCAAACAUGGUCCGCAACGAGUUUCCAGAGCAAUGGCUACGUCUAUUACCAACGUGUCCCUGUGUAAACGGUGGAUGAGGACCUAGACCUAGCUCUGAAUAUUAGAUUCGAAUGAAGCCCUUUUCGUUUAGACGAAUCCUGGUACUACGCUAUCUCAGUCUGUACACUCUAAGAAGGCCCUUGUUAUGGUUGAACCGUUGUUCCAGCUGCGGAUCACUUGUGUCUCACUGUAUUGGGGAUUUUCUAAUACCAAGCUUCGUCUCCAUUGCGGAAGUUCGCCCGAUUAUUACACCCUUAACUUUGAAACCCAAUCUUGAGUCGAGUAUCGCUAAAUACGGAAACAUCCAACUAUUUACAAUGUUCACUCAAAGUUAGACGCUUUCAUUCUUUUGUCUUAUUUGAAUAUCGGAGGAAUACGGGCGGUUUUGGGGAAAAAAAACAGGGACGGACGGAUACGAGAAUACACAAUGAUUAUCACAAGAGGGCGCUAUCGGUAGUAAUCGCUGCAACGAGUAAUUCUUGCCAAGCAAGCACAGAUGUAACGUCCAUGGACCCACGUGGUUGCGAUUUCUAUGGUGAAAAGGUGUACGUGGGAGUGAGUUCUUAGAAAAGGGGAAGGUUUUCAUGGUGAAAGAACUGUAUGAGUAAAAACGAUUGCGGUUACGCCAUGGAUCAGUCUCUUUCUUGAGUAUGAGUGGUUCUGAGUUAUUCCCCGGUUCUUCUCAGAACCACACAUACUCAAGAAAGAGAUUGAUCCAUGUUGUAACCGCACUACUCAUAUAGUCCGAAAUUUGUUUGCGAACUUGUCGUGCUUACUUAAUGACGAACCGUAAUAGAAUAGAGCAGAGAAGCCAUAAGUCGGGUGCAUUUGUGUCGUACAUGUAGUUUAUGUAAGUUAUGUGCAAAUAUGCGACAGGGUAUUGAUUCGUGGGCCUAGUGUAAAUAGAGGGCCCCCACCAAGUUGAAUAUUCACUCACAAUUUCGUACCUUUUUGUAGCUUAGUUUCCGCAUGUAUUGCUUUAAAAAGGCCUGAAGUAAAGUCUUGAAUAAAAUAUUUCAGUUGAUUAUUGUAAACUUGA